UCAGAUCUCAUAUCAAACAACAAAGCAUAACUAGAAACAAGUAAACAGAAUAUCCAUAUUCUUCAUCAAACAAAGAAAAGCAUAACAGAAAUGGCUUUGGCCCUGAGGUUCUUCACAUGCCUUGUAUUGACGGUGUGCAUAGUUGCAUCAGUAGAUGCAGCAGUCUCAUGUGGCACAGUGACAAGUAGCUUGGCUCCAUGUGCCAACUACCUAUCGAAAGGCGGGGAUGUUCCUCCUCCGUGUUGUGCUGGAGUCACAAAGUUGAACGGUAUGGCUCAAACCACACCAGACCGUCAACAAGCAUGCAAAUGCCUACAGUCCGCUGCAAAGACCGUUUCUGGUCUCGACCCAAGUCUAGCCGCUGGUCUUCCUGGAAAGUGCGGUGUUAGCAUUCCCUAUCCCAUCUCCAUGAGCACGAACUGCGACAACGUCAAGUGAAGUGGGAGCUUUAUGAGUAUGAUUUAGCAUAAAUAAAAUAAAACAAGUCUAUAUAUGGACGCUUAUCUCACACUAUGUCUUUGUCUUAUGGCUUUGUGAUCUUUGUUUUCCUCAGUUGUAUCUUAAUAUGUUUUGAGAUAUGAUGAUGUUAUCUUAAUCCUAUAAUUUAAUACCUAUAUCCAAUA
This is a messenger RNA of Brassica rapa (field mustard), 623 nucleotides long. RefSeq names its product non-specific lipid-transfer protein 3. Gene Ontology annotation, molecular function: lipid binding. Gene Ontology annotation, biological process: lipid transport. The record is from RefSeq and is a predicted model, not a curated record. NCBI's taxonomy places the organism in Eukaryota, Viridiplantae, Streptophyta, Magnoliopsida, Brassicales, Brassicaceae.